This is a messenger RNA of Necator americanus (New World hookworm), 831 nucleotides long. RefSeq lists its product as uncharacterized. The transcript has 5 exons. The record is from RefSeq and is a predicted model, not a curated record. The coding region runs from base 1 to 831 and encodes 276 amino acids. Gene Ontology annotation, molecular function: nucleic acid binding. Lineage: Eukaryota; Metazoa; Nematoda; Chromadorea; Rhabditida; Ancylostomatidae.
AUGUUAACUGGUCGCUGUCAGCUUCUGAUGUCCGAUCUGGUUGUGGUUCUCAUUCUGAAGAUUCCCGUCCCCACUGCGGAGUUGCUCGAACCAUUGGUCAUUGAAGUUGAGUGUCAAGUGACCGAAAUGAAGGAUUUUUGUUUUUUCGAGACGAUAAAGCAGUUGAAACUGAGAUUUGGUGCUGUUUUAAAAGGUGACAUUAGUUUGGAGGAUAAAGAAGGAAGAGGUCGGCCAUCGGAUUUUGAUGAUCAAGCACUUCUGACAGCCGUGGAAGAGGAUGAAAGCCUGACAACGCGAAUGCUGGCUGAAGACUUCAAUGUCAAUCAAUCAUCAAUCAGCGAUCGUUCGACGCCUGAAGAAGCUUGGAAAGCGAAACGAACAAACAAGAAGAAUCUUGUCACUGGGGAUGAGUCAUGGCUUCUCUUCAAUAACGUUGAAAGAAAGAAGAUCUGCGUUUCGCCAGGUGUUUCCCCCAAAGGAAUACCAAAAGACGUGCAUUGCGAAAAGACCGCGCAAAAAAAAAACCACAUCGCGUUCCAUCACGACAACGCCCGUCCACAUGUUGACCGCCGUGUAAUCGAAUCCAUCGCCAAUAAGGGAUGGGAUCUGCUCCCACAUCCGCCGUACUCACCGACAGAAGCACCAACGGACUAUCAUGUCAAUCGCUCUUUGAAAAAUUGGCAAACAAACAAAGUCUACGACGACUUGGAUGACUUGGUGGCUGAUGUCAAAGCCUCCAAGAAUCGUGACCUUUUCGCACGUGGAAUCGACCGACUGCAAAGCAAAUGGGAAGCAGUUCUUGAAGUGGAUGGUGACUAUGCUCUCGAAUGA